Lepisosteus oculatus (spotted gar) is the source of this 6134-nucleotide messenger RNA. It is a transcript of the gene sec24c, whose product is annotated as SEC24 homolog C, COPII coat complex component. The record is from RefSeq and is a predicted model, not a curated record. Gene Ontology annotation, cellular component: COPII vesicle coat; endoplasmic reticulum exit site. NCBI's taxonomy places the organism in Eukaryota, Metazoa, Chordata, Actinopteri, Semionotiformes, Lepisosteidae. Gene Ontology annotation, biological process: intracellular protein transport; COPII-coated vesicle cargo loading; endoplasmic reticulum to Golgi vesicle-mediated transport. Gene Ontology annotation, molecular function: zinc ion binding; SNARE binding.
GGCGCAGCAUCCGGGUGCAGACGUGGCAGACAACGGCGGAGCUUCCGGUGUGCGUGUGUCCGCGAAGGAGAAACCGAGGUAGGGAUUAUCAGUGAUCUCACUCUGGGUCGAGUGGAACCUAGGAAAACAAAUUCGGCUUGAUAAAACUAGAUACAUCCCGAAGCCGAGCCACGACGAGGGACAGCGCAGUCUGCUGGGCUUGUUAGCCACGCCAUUGAACCCGCUGGAGGGAUGAACUGAGAAUGAAUGUAAACCAGCAAGCACCCAUGGCCUCUCCGUACGGACAGCCACAGCCUGGCUACCAGGGGUACCCCCAGCCUGCCUACGGGGGACAACAGGUGGCCCCAGGCCCCCCCUCUCAGUAUGCGCCCUACAAUGGACCCAAUCCUGGAUACCAUCAAGGACCCCUGCCACAAGGAUAUUCUCCUUAUUCAGGCUUUUCCUCUAAGGCUCUUCCUGCUGCUCUAGUUUCUGACCUGUCUGCCUCCUCCUGUCCUCUUGAUUUAGGUCCAAUGCGGCCGCCCCCUACCUCAGGGGCACCCCCAGUCUCCGCCCCCCAGACCUAUAACCAGUAUGGGCCAGGGGAGGUGCAGAACGGACCCCCCACCGUGACCAGCCAGUCACAAAGGCCGCCAGUUUCCCAGCCGUAUGUCCCAGGUGCAGCGCCACCUGCUGGUACGCAGCCACCAUACCACCAGCAGUAUGGAGCUCCACCCACAAGCGCACAGCAGGUGGCCAAUCAGAUGGCAAGCAUGCACAUCAGCUCCCCGGCUGGCCCAGGUUAUGUUGCGCCAUCCUCUCAGGCUCAGACCUCUGCUGCUUUCACAUCCCCUGCACCACCCUCUUUCCCACUGCACUCUGCCCCCACCUCACAACCCGCUCAGCCUCCUUUCUCUGCAGCGCCCCCUCUUUCUCAGCAGGCCUACCAAGGAGCUCCUUCGCAGCCUCCUUUUACUAGUGCUCCCCAUUCGUCUCAGGCCCAGUUCUCCUCGGGUCCCCCGGCCUCCCAGCCCCGCUUCUCUGGAGCCCCCCAGACGCCCUCUCAGCCUCCCUACACUGGUGCCCCAGCUCCUCAGCCUUCUGUGUCCCAGCACUCCCCCUUCCACUCCGCCCCCUCUCCCGCCAGCGGCUUCCCACCCCCUGGAGGUGCCCCCAGACCUCCGGGGAUGCAGGGGCCACCCCCUCUUCGCCAGCCUAUGUCAGGACCCCCGUUGUCACAGGCCAAUCACAUGUCUUCAGGCUCUACACCACCAAACAUGGCUGGGAUGCCCCCUGGCCCCCCUCAGCAGCCCCUUGGCCUGCAGGGGCCCCCUCAACAGCCAGGCCUACAGGGGCCCCCUCAACAGCCAGGCCUGCAGGGCUACCAGCCCCAACAGAACGGUGCUUUCGGGCAGAUGAGGGGACCCCAGCCUGGCUAUCCAGGUUCCUAUCCAGGUCAGCAGAAUUUUGGGACUCAGCCUGCACCCCCUCCAGGGCCACCGCAGAAGCGCCUGGAUCCAGACUCCAUUCCUAGUCCGCAAACCACUGAGCUGCCUCCCGUGCAGAAAACGAGGCAUAGAAUAGACCCAGACGCAAUUCCCAGUCCAAUCCAGGUCAUUGAAGACGACAAGGCUAACAGGAGCAGUGAGUCGUUUACAACUGGGGUGAAAGGUCAGGCACCUCCACUUGUCACAACCAGCUUCCAGGUUAAAGAUCAAGGGAAUGCCAGCCCCCGCUAUAUCCGGUGCACAGCCUACAACAUGCCCUGCACUUCAGACAUGGCUAAACAGUCUCAGGUGCCUCUGGCUGCAGUCAUCAAGCCGCUGGCUACGUUACCAGCUGACGAGGUUCCUCCAUAUGUCGUCGAGCAUGGCGAAGGCGGGCCCAUCCGCUGUAACCGGUGUAAAGCCUACAUGUGUCCCUACAUGCAGUUCAUCGAGGGCGGCCGGCGCUUCCAGUGCGGCUUCUGCAGCUGUGUGACAGAGGUGCCUCCCCAGUAUUUCCAGCACCUGGACCACACUGGGAAGCGGGUGGACUGCUACGACAGGCCAGAGCUGUCCAUGGGCACCUAUGAGUUCUUGGCCACAGUAGACUACUGUAAGAACAACAAGGUCCCAAAGCCCCCUGCCUUCAUCUUCCUGAUUGAUGUCUCGUACAACGCUGUGAAGAGUGGCCUGGUCAGCCUUGUCUGUGAGGAGCUGAAGACCCUGUUGGACUACCUGCCCAGAGAGAAUCCAGAAGAGGACUCCCACAUCAGAGUGGGCUUUGUCACCUACAACAAGGUGCUGCACUUCUACAAUGUGAAGAGCUCACUAGCUCAGCCCCAGAUGAUGGUGGUGUCUGAUGUGAGCGACAUGUUCGUCCCCCUGCUAGAUGGCUUCCUGGUUAAUGUCAGUGAGUCCAGGACAGUAAUAAACAGUUUGCUGGACCAGAUUCCUGAAAUGUUUGCUGACACACGGGAAACGGAGACUGUGUUUGGACCAGUGAUCCAGGCCGGUUUAGAGGCACUGAAGGCAGCAGACUGUGCUGGGAAGCUCUUUAUUUUUCAUUCCUCUCUCCCCAUUGCUGAGGCUCCUGGAAAACUGAAGAACAGGGAGGACAAAAAGCUUAUUGGCACGGACAAAGAGAAGACCCUGUUCCAGCCCCAGACCAGUUUUUACGGUAACCUAGCGAAGGAUUGUGUGGCGCAGGGCUGCUGCGUGGAUCUCUUUCUCUUCCCGAACCAAUAUGUGGACGUUGCCACCCUUGGCGUGGUGCCCUUCCAGACUGGUGGCUCCAUCUACAAGUACACCUACUUCCAGGUGCCAACAGAUGGGGAGCGCUUCCUGAAUGACCUUCGCAGAGACGUCCAGAAGCAAGUUGGGUUUGACGCUGUCAUGAGAGUCCGGACAAGCACAGGGAUCCGCGCCACAGACUUCUUUGGGGCGUUCUACAUGAGCAACACCACGGACGUGGAGCUGGCCGGGCUGGACUGCGACAAGACCGUGACUGUGGAGUUCAAGCACGACGACAAGCUGAGCGAGGAGACCGGGGCCCUGAUGCAGUGUGCAGUGCUAUAUACCAGCUGCAGCGGGAAGAGGCGGCUCAGGGUGCACAACCUCGCUGUCAACUGCUGCACCCAGCUGGCCGACUUGUACCGGAACUGUGAGACCGAUGCCCUCAUCAACUGCUUCGCCAAGCAUGCCUACCGCAGUGUCCUGAGCAACCCCACCAAGACCGUGAGAGAGAGCCUAAUCAACCAGUGUGCACAGAUCCUGGCCUGCUACCGCAAGAACUGCGCCAGCCCCUCGUCUGCAGGACAGCUGAUCCUGCCUGAGUGCAUGAAGCUGCUCCCAGUCUACCUGAACUGUGUGCUGAAGAGUGACAUCCUACAGCCCGGGGCUGAUGUCUCCCUUGAUGACCGGGCCUACCUGCGCCAGCUCAUCUCUUCCAUGGACGUGGCAGACAGCCAUGUGUUCUUCUACCCACGGCUGCUGCCUCUGCAGAAGCUGGAUGUGGAAAGCGAUGCACUGCCAGUGGCCGUGCGGGACUCCGAGGAGCGGCUGUCCAAGGGCGGGGUGUACCUGCUGGAGAACGGGCUGAACCUCUUUCUGUGGGUGGGGGCCAACGUGCAGCAGGAGCUUCUCCAGAACAUCUUCGGCACACCUGCCUUUGGACAGAUAGACCCCACCAUGACAAACCUGCCUGUGCUGGAUAACCCUUACUCCAGGAAGCUGCGAGGCAUGAUCGACACCUUCAGAGCCCAGCGGCCGCGGUACAUGAAGCUGAUGGUGAUCAAACAGGAGGACAAGCUGGAGCUGAUCUUCAGGCACUUCCUGGUGGAGGACAAGAGUAGCAACGGUGGGGCGUCCUACGUGGACUUCCUGUGCCACAUGCACAAGGAGAUUCGCCAGCUGCUGAGCUAGGAGAAGGGUCACGCCCCCUGCCUCCUCCAAUCACAGACUCGCUUCUUUUAAUUGACAGAAGAAACAAGUGGAAACCAACCUCUCCAACCAAAUUGUCUCUUUCCCUUCUUCUCCCUUCUUCUGCAUCUAAUCCUACAAGUUAAAAAAGAGGCUGAUAAGUUGCACUGUCAAAUCGCUUACCCCUACAGGGUUAAGCUUCAUUUCUUAAUUAAUCCAACCAUUCUGAUGUGUGGGACUGCCUGUGUCGUGUCUGAUCAGUCACAUGUGACAGGGACUGACGCUGAUUGUAGAGUGUUCUGUUUGAAGACACUAGCACUGAAUGAUUUCUUGGUGGGAAACACUGGUUCUGCGAUUGCGAAGCUACAUUUUGUAAGAGGCAAAUCUACGCUCGACGGAAAAAAAUGGGAAAGUUACGAUCUUGCAGAAAGAAAAAAAAAAACUACAUAAAAUAAAAUUCUGGUUUUCAUCCGGAGAUUUAUUUUUCUAUUCUGCCUCUGGCUUUCUCUGCAACGGCCUUUCUCAUCCCAUCAUGGUUAUUAACUUCCUGUAUCUUUAGAGCGUGUCAUUUUCAUUCCUCUGGGAGUUUUUAUUUUCUUUUAAAUUUUGGGACAAAAGAGUGCUGCCAUCUCACUGAUGGCUUUCCCUCAGUGUAAAAGGACGGUUAAUCAUCACUUUCCAGGGAUGUUUGAAAUGGGGAUGAUAAGAAGAGUGCGAGUGGCCAGUCAGUUAUGUGCCUGAGGCUUAGGGUAGCCCAGCGUCUGGAUUCUGUCAGGACCCGUGAGUCAGUGUGCAGGGUGACCCUCUCUGGGUAGUCGGUCUAUCGGAUAUCUCAGUGACUAAUUUAAUUCUCAAUGAUCACAGCGCUGGUUGUGUGAGAUCCUUGCAGUGAAAAAGAUUUAAAGAUCUUGAUAGAUGACUUCUCCAGCUUUGUAGGAUCUGUUUGUCAUUUUCACACUUGAGAAUGACAACAGGGUUAUGACAGCAGCUAUUCCAGGCCCCGGAAGAGACUGAAUUAGUGCUCAUUCUGUGGUGUUUGCAAGUAUCCCUUCACUGAACAGAAGGAAGCCCCCACUUUUUCAGCUUUAUUACAGCUUACUGCAUUGUUUGGGUUUACAGAUUAGAAAUAAAGCGGAUGAGAACAUUCUGCUAAAUGUACAUUAUUGUUUUGAGUUGCCGUAAAGUGGUCACGCUGUUUAUUCCUGUGUUCCUCCAUGCCAGGCCCACUGCUGUGCUUCUGAACUCUUCCUCUGCUUUCUGGUAAAGUGAAUACUGUUUGUCAUUGAAAAUCAAGCGUCUCUCCUGUAUAUCAGUACAGUGAAGUAAACAAAUGCCCCUAUAUGCGUAGUGAAGAGAAGUGGUACAGUAUGUAUCGCUGUCUAGACUCAGCCCCCCUGCUGUCCCGGGAAGAGAUGGUGAGGUUAGGGAACCCUGUGCAAUAAUGCACAACACACAGCGUUCCAUCCUUCUAGUCAAGCAGAGUACCUUGCCCCCCUACUCUUGUGCCGGAAGAUCAGCCUGUUUUCCUACAGCAAAGGAGCUAACCAGCACAAAUUUGGUGACUGAUCCUGGUGAAUUUCUGUACAGAAACUGAGGGUUCAGGGACUUGGAGACCGAAUGCUGCACUAUUAUGUAGUGAUCGCUCCCUUUUGUGUAGCUGCCCAUGCUGUUGCAGCUGGAAUGUGCUUUUUAAACAUGAAUGACUACUUGCAGAUUAAACAUGUGGUUUUUGCACUGCAAGUGAACUAAUUUUGGACAGUUAAGAGUAGAUUUGCACAUCUAUGUCAUUGGUAGUGUUUACCACACAAACCAUCAAGACCUCUUCAAACUGAAGCCACUUUUUUUCUCUGUUAAACGAGUUAGUCUGUAUGCUAUAAGAAACCAUCUUGUAAAAGAAUAUUUGGUUUGAAGAUUAAGAACAUCUGUAGGGCUCUCUGUAUUGAUUACUUCAGAUGUGUAAAGUUAAUAUUGUGGUUUUAAAAUGGUGUUGAGAAAAAUUGCAGGCUAAUUUCAACAAGCAUUCCUUCUGAAAUCUGCAUGCUUCAAACAGUGAAAAUGAGAAAACUCACCCCAAGAUUGUUUCUCCCUGGUCUUCUUGUUUACUUGUGACAUUGAUACAUUUCAGAUAAGCAGUUGUCAAAUCCUUCAACCAUGUCCCCAUACUGAGGAAUCAUGUGCAAGUCUGUCCUGUAACAGCCAAAAUCCCCCAACUUUUUGCUUUGUGCUGAAAUAAAGUAUUACUUUUCAAAGCAA